This is a messenger RNA of Cynara cardunculus var. scolymus (artichoke), 2659 nucleotides long. Its product is annotated as phosphatidylinositol-3-phosphatase myotubularin-1. The record is from RefSeq and is a predicted model, not a curated record. Gene Ontology annotation, biological process: dephosphorylation. Gene Ontology annotation, molecular function: phosphatase activity. The transcript has 19 exons. NCBI's taxonomy places the organism in Eukaryota, Viridiplantae, Streptophyta, Magnoliopsida, Asterales, Asteraceae. Bases 1 to 2568 code for a protein of 855 amino acids.
AUGGCGUCGCCGAGUGCUCGAAGGUCCACUUCUCUCGGUGAAGCGGAAACUCGACUCACUGAUUCCGACAAGAUUGAAGGCAAAUGCGGCUUGGACGCUGCCGACUGGACCAAGAUCGAUCAUCCCGCUUCUUAUGGAUUAUCUGAGAUUUUGUUGAAAGCUGAGCGCGUUAUGGCUGAUGGGUAUGGUGUUCUUGUUAACACCGAUGAAGCAGGUACCGUGUUCGUGACCAAUUUCCGUCUUCUUUUUUUGAGUGAAGGAUCCAGGGAUGUUAUUGCUCUAGGAACAAUACCAUUGGCUACCAUUGAAAAGUUCAAUAAGAUUGUAAUAAAGCAGCCAUCAGGUACUCGGCAGUCGGAGAAGACUCCUACACGUAGGCUUCUUCAGGUCGUCGGCAAAGAUAUGAGAAUCAUUAUCUUCGCCUUUCGCCCUCGGACUAAGCAGAGACGUGCUGUUUUUGUUGCAUUAUCGAGAUGGACAAGGCCUGCAAGACUCUGGGAUCUCUAUGCCUUUUCUUCUGGUCCUUCCAAAUGCAGUACGACCAAUCCUAAAGUGCGGCUAAUGAACGAGUACUACCGGCUGCUUGGCAUGGGAUCAAUUCGUUCAUCAAUUGGUACCAUAGAACGUGGUUCAUUCAAAUUAUCUAAUGAUUGGUGGAGGAUUAGUGAUGUGAAUACAAGUUAUGACAUGUGUUCAACUUACCCAUAUGCAUUACUAGUUCCCAAAUCCAUCAGAGAUAAAGAUCUGCUGAAAGCUUGUACAUUUCGUGCACGUUGUAGACUGCCUGUAAUAUCAUGGUGUGAUAAACGCACUGGUGCUGUCCUUGCUCGAUCAUCCCAACCAUUAGUUGGCCUUAUGAUGAAUAUGAGGAGCAACGCUGAUGAGAAUCUGGUUGGUGCUCUGUGUACUCGACUUUCUAGUGGAAAAGAAGGACGUAGGAAGUUAUAUAUAGCUGAUGCAAGACCCCGUAAAAAUGCUUUGGCAAAUGGAGCCAUGGGUGGGGGUUCAGAGUCAUCUUCCAAUUAUUUCCAGUCUGAGAUUGUAUUCUUUGGGAUAGACAAUAUCCAUGCUAUGAGAGAGAGUCUUGUUCGUCUCAGAGACUACUUGGAUACACAUGGGACUAAAUCAUCGGAUGGCAUGUCAUCAUUCUUGAGAAAUGGUGGAUGGACUUGGGGUGGAGGUAAUCUCAGCAGUAUGUCUGCUUCAGUAUCAACCUUUGGUGAUAGUGGUUGGUUAAUACAUAUUCAGAAUGUAUUGGCUGGUUCUGCUUGGAUUGCUGCUCGUGUUGCCUUGGAGUCGGCAUCGAUGCUUGUUCAUUGCAGUGAUGGAUGGGACAGAACAAGCCAGCUAGUCGCCCUUGCAAGUUUAUUGCUUGAUCCAUAUUACCGGACCAUAGAUGGAUUUCAGGCUCUUGUUGAAAAGGAUUGGCUCGCAUUUGGUCAUCCAUUUUCAGACCGAGCUGGAAUGCCAAGUUUUACUGGUAGUGGCAACAUGCCCUUAGAAAUUUCUAGGCAUUCUUCAAGUCCCAACAUCUGUACAUCAUCUUUGCGCCAGUCAUCCGGAUCAUUGACAUCUCAAGCUCCAGUCUCUUCUAAUACACAGCAUUCAAACAAUUAUUCUCCAAUAUUUCUUCAGUGGGUUGAUUGUGUCUCACAGUUAUUACGGAUAUACCCUUUUGCAUUUGAGUUCUCUUCGGUUUUUUUGGUAGAUUUUCUGGACUGUGUGCUUUCUUGUCGGUUUGGGAAUUUCUUGUGCAACAGCGAGAAUGAAAGAGAAAAAGCUGGUGUUUUUGAUGCGUGUGCAUGCUUGUGGAAGUAUUUGGAUGAUAUGCGUGCUUCGGAAGGAAGUUCUCAUGUACACUACAACAUCUUUUACAAGCCAUCUAAACACGAUGGUCCAUUGUUACCACCAGCCGCAGCUUUAGCUCCAACAUUAUGGCCCCAAUUCCAUCUUCGGUGGUCAUGUCCUUCAGAAACUCAAUCUGGCGAGGUCGAAGCCCAAUGCAGAAACAUGAUGGAGAAAUACUCGGAACUCGAAAGGGCAAAGGAUGUGGCUGAGAGGUAUACCAGAGAAAUAACGACGACAGUCAAAUCCUUGACUGCCGAUCUACUUAACGAGAACCAGGUCAGCAACUCGGCCGUGGCUUUGGCUAAAAAAGCCAGCAGGGAAAACACUGGCAUUAAGCGAGCAAUAGAGUCACUCGGAUGUAGAGUUCAUGUUUCAGCGAAUAUUGAUGAUAACCAUAUAGCCGACAUUGAAGACCAUCCUGCUGAUCUACUCCAGACUCUAACUUCCUCUCCAACUGGAGAAACAGUAGGUGAUGGACACAUAUAUGAUGAAAAGACUGAUAUGUUCGUCUCCAUUGCUGUAGCAGCAGAUGAUGAUGUCACCGUGAACCCGACCAAUCGGAUAUGUGAAACUUUGUGCCCUCUACGGACACAAGAUGGAGGGUGUAGGUGGCCCAAUGCAGGUUGUGCUCGACUUAGGAGCCAAUUUGUAGGUUUGAGAGCUGAUUAUGAUGCUUUUGACCGGCUAUCGAUCCAAGAUAGCUACUUCCAACCUGAAUGACAAAAACUGCUUGCAGUUGUUCGAGCUAUGAAUAUAGUACAGCGCGGGCAUUUGAUGUCAGCUUCUCGACAAAAUGCAACGGAUGGCGUUU